GCCUGACAAGGCAGGUCUUGGGUCGGCCGUGCCGGCCUGGGUUUGUGUGGGAGACUCCUGGGAAGAUGGUGCUGGGUGGUUGCCCAGUGAGUUACUUACUUCUGUGUGGCCAGGCGGCUUUACUGCUGGGGAAUCUACUGCUGCUGCAUUGUGUCUCCCGGAGCCACUCGUACAAUGCCACCGCCGAGCUGGAGCUCACAUCGGCUGCCGCCGUCCACCCAGACGGCUCCGCCGGUGCUCCGAGCUGGGAGUACGGUGACCCUCACUCGCCGGUCAUCCUUUGCUCUUACCUGCCUGACGAAUUUAUAGAAUGUGAAGACCCAGUGGAUCAUGUUGGAAAUACAACAGCAUCCCAGGAACUUGGUUACGGUUGUCUCAAGUUUGGUGGUCAGGCCUACAGCGAUGUGGAACACACUUCAGUUCAGUGCCGGGCUCUGGAUGGGAUUGAAUGUGCCAGUCCUAGGACCUUCCUACGAGAGAAUAAACCUUGUAUCAAGUAUACUGGACACUACUUCAUAACCACUUUACUGUACUCCUUCUUCCUCGGAUGUUUCGGAGUGGAUCGCUUCUGUUUGGGACACACUGGCACAGCAGUUGGGAAGCUACUGACACUUGGAGGACUUGGCAUCUGGUGGUUCGUUGACCUUAUUUUGCUCAUCACUGGAGGGCUGAUGCCCAGUGAUGGCAGCAACUGGUGCACUAUUUACUGAAACGCGCUGCUGUCCUGCCCUGGGGCACUGACCUCUCAGCUCAACUCUGUGAGCUCAAAAUUCUGCUCUGAUGUGAGACCUGAACAUCACUCACCUCUUUGGAGGGAAUGGGUUUAUUAAGAAGGAUUCUUUGAACUUCGAAUUUUCAACUCAAAUCACACCAUUUCUAGUCUUAGAAAUGACAGGCAAACAAUGUUGUGGUACUCAAAUUUUUACCUUCCCUUGUGUACAAAAUAUAAAAGAUAGUGACAACUUCGUUCCCGUGCAUCGCUAUCUCUUCAGUCCUCUGAAGCAGGCAGACCCAUCAAGAGAACAAAGUGAAUAUUGUUACCCAUGUGCCUUUCGUGAGCCUGAAUCUCCAUGCAGGUAAGAUCAGAAGCUGAGCCAAUGAAAUCUUCAGCAGAUAUAGAAAUGGCCAUGGAUUUUAACAUACACUGAAAUUCUGACUUUCUGGACUUAAAUUGCAGAAUAAAUUCUACCAAUGUGGAAUGGCUAUAUGAGUAUUUUCAGUAGAGAGAGUGAAACUGAAAAUUGUUUUUCUUUGCUGAAAGCUACACAUUUUUUUUUUUGAGUUCCCAUUAGUUUAUUAAAAUAGGUAUACAUAUACACAUAUUUGACAGACCUGUUGUCUUACUGUUUUUGGACAACCCCCUAG
Messenger RNA from Castor canadensis (American beaver), 1365 nucleotides. It is a transcript of the gene Tm2d2, whose product is annotated as TM2 domain containing 2. The record is from RefSeq and is a predicted model, not a curated record. NCBI's taxonomy places the organism in Eukaryota, Metazoa, Chordata, Mammalia, Rodentia, Castoridae.